AAAGAACAAGUUCCUGAAAAGCACAACCCACGUUAGCAACCCAUUUGCCACCUCUGAAAGCCAGUUAUGGACAUCGUUAACCCCAUGAAGUUCCUUGUAGGGUCUGUUCUGUCCACUGCUGUUGGGAUCUAUAAACUAGCUGAGAAAGCGAAGGCCAAUAAAAAACAAUGUCACCGUAUUGGGGAGCGAGUAAAAGCCUUGGAGAGGGUGGUUAAUUCAAUCGACUCCAUAGAAGCAGCCCAGCUCUCUGCAGAGGUGACAAAAACCCUGGAGGAAUUAUCUACCGUCCUCAACUCAACUUUUGGACUAAUUGAGAAAUUCACUUCGUCAAACUGGAUGAAACGUUUGUAUAAGACCAGCAGCCAUGCAGGGGAAUUCCAAAUGGUAAAUGAUCGCCUCAGUGACAGCUUCCAAAAUCUGACUAUAGCUCUGCAACUGAAGCAAGGAAGUGACAUGGGCAAGCUGCUAAAGGAGGCCUACACGCGGGAGGAAGAUGAGAAGGACCGGAAGGAAGAUGAAAAAGAAUUAAACAGAAUGCUCAUGGAAUACAUGGAAUAUGUGGAGACCAUGCGAACAGAUCUGGAAGAUGUCAAAAGCAAUGUAGCUCAAGUCGUGGAGAUGUUGAAGAAGCCAAAAAUCAUUACCAUGGACAUCCGAGUAAUUAAAGAAGAUGAACUCUGUAUUCCAAAUUUGGACGAAUUGGACAACCUGACAGACCAAGGGCCGCAGGUCUACAGAGGAACAUUCAAGGACUUCACAGUGGCCGCCAAGAUAUUCACCAAUUUGAACACCACUGCAGCGGAGAUAAAGUCUGACUUCAAAAAAGAAGUUGAAACCAUGAAAAGGUUUGAGUCUCCUAACAUCUUGCGAAUGUUUGGCAUCUGCAUCCUGGAUGAGGACACUCCUAAUACUAAGUACCUCAUCAUUAUGGAGUACUGUGAGAAAGGAAGUCUCCGAGAAGUUCUGAGCUCUGAAUGUGACCUGUCCUGGACCAGGAAAGUUAGCAUGUGCCGGGAUGCAGCGCAGGGUCUUUACCGACUGCAUCAGACCGAGCAGAAAAGUAAGCUUCACACUGACAUCACCAGCAAAAAGUUCUUUGUGGAUAAGAACUACGGAGUCAAGCUCGGCGGUUUGGAACUGGCUCAAACUGAGACGUCGCUGAGAAAUGCAACGGUCAAUAAGCGAAAGGACAAAGACAUCAGUUCUCUGUGCUACUCCUCCCCCCAGAUGCUAUCUGAGGGCAUGAAACACUACUGCAAAAAGUGUGAGAUAUACAGCUUGGGAAUCAUAAUGUGGGAAAUUGCAACUCAGAAGAAGCCAUUUUCAGAUUAUAGUGGUAAUAAGGACACCCUUCAUGUAAAAGUGGUUGAAGAGCAUUAUCGAGAACCCGUUCCCCGUCAAUGCCCCGAAUCCCUGGAAGAGCUGAUCGAUGCCUGUAGAGGCCAUCAUUGCGCCCAAAGGCCACCUGCUGGAGUGCUGGUGGAUAAACUGCGAUGCUUGUUGGUAAAGUUAGAGCAGCAGUGAUGCUCCUCCGAAGUCCUCCUCCAGGCCCAAUCAUCUUCAGUGGAGGAAUCAAAACUGCAGAGGUUUUCUGUAACAUACUAAGAAUUAAGGGUUUUUUAAAUUGAUUUUAAGGAUAUUUUUUUAUUCAACUCAUAUUUCCCAAUUAUAAUCAACCUAUUCUAUUUUGAAUAGCCAAUCUCAGUAUUCCUAAUAACUUCAUUAAUGUUGAAAAGCCGUCUUAAGAAGAAAAUCCUUUCACCCUCUUUAUUGAUGGUGCAUAACAAAGCUGGAGUGCCAAUUUGAAAUCUCCUCUUGGAAAAGUUUAAUGAGGUCCUAAAUUUUCCAUGAUUUACUUGUAGAAAUUCUCAUACAGAAGAAAUACAUGUGUAAGUGUAAAUGUAAUUAAACUGCAUCCUAAAUGACUCCAAGCAAAAUGUGAGCUCUAGUUAGCUCCUUGUACUUGCUUAAUUUUUUUUACACCAUGUCGGCGCUUCAAAAAUGUGCCCUUUGACAUGCUGUGGAGAUUCUCUUGAUUGUUUUUCCUCUUUUGGUCAAAUUCUAGUUUGAUUUUCUAUGUUGUCUGUGCAUUUAUUGGUAGUUUGAGGACUGGAGCUCAGAUGGAUCAGCUGCUAUUCUGUGACAUGCAUCCCAGGAUUAAUUGGUCAAUCUGAAAUGCCCUCAUUUGCGUUUAGCUGCUGUCGCUGUUUCCACCCUAAUCUUGGGUUGGCAUGCUUUGCCAAUUCAUUUUUUUCUUGGAGUUCCCAUGUUCUCCCUAUGAAUGUGCUGGUUUUCUCCAGGGACAACUAAUGGUCUCCAAAACAUAAGUUAGCUUGAUUAGAGAAUGGCAAAAUUGGAUUGUGUCUCCUGUAAGGAAGGAGUCCUAACCAUGUAGUCCUUUGGCAGCAACUAAAGUUACCAAUUAACAAGGUUUUUCCUGAGUAAUCAGUGCUACAAUAGAUACAAAAAUGUGGAUACUGAAACAAAUCCAAGCAUAAUUGAAGCUAUGCUUGAAUUUUCUGGCAAAUUCUUUUUCUCCAUCCACUGUGGAGGCGAGUACAAUCAUUAAUUGGACUCUGUACACAAGGUGUCUUUACGUAACGGUGUGUCAGCAAUGGAGAAGAGCUCUGGCAGAUUCGGAUCUGAAGAUGAGGAGGCACAGCUCAGGCUGCAACAUAAAUACAUUACGCAUUAAAAGAGCUCAAGCCAGACACUUUGCCACCCAUCUCCUCUUUAUCAGUCAAUCAUUUUGUGCGAGAGGUGACAGUUUGGUGUAUCAACAACUUCUGUGCGCAGACAUAAGUAACAGCCUUCAACUGACCCGUGAAGCCAGACUGAAAAGGAAGCUCCUCUGUUUCAAAGCUGCGAGGAACAGUUUGCUUCGUGCUAAAUAUUUCAUGCGUGGUCAGUUUGUAGGGCAGUCAGUUCAUGCUUACCAGCGUGAUCUGAGGGGAUUUGGAAUUAGGAAGCACACUAUAAAUACAUGAGAGCAAAGGUCUUUCAGAACAAAAAGCUACAGAUUGAUUGCAGCGCCAAAGUAGUUUGGUAAAGUCACAGAUAUUCUAUGAAGUCUUUGAAGGCAGUUUAUACUGAGUUCAGUCAUUCACUGCAGUGACGCCCGAUCCAGAAAAGCAUUGACGCAUUACUGGUAGACGGUUUUACAGUUUAGCAAAAAAACUGGUCUGAUAUAUUUUCUAUUGCUGUAUUGUGUUAUAUUUACUGUUUUCACACCAAUAAAUCCUAAAUCUGUU
Molecule: messenger RNA, 3251 nt
Organism: Xiphophorus maculatus (southern platyfish)
Lineage: Eukaryota; Metazoa; Chordata; Actinopteri; Cyprinodontiformes; Poeciliidae
Product: mixed lineage kinase domain-like protein
Exons: 11
Coding region: 67-1524 (485 amino acids)
Biological process (GO): protein phosphorylation; cell surface receptor signaling pathway
Molecular function (GO): ATP binding; protein kinase activity
Source: RefSeq, a predicted model, not a curated record